AUGGGCAUCUACAUGCGACAAGACUGCACAGGACCCAAUCCCCUCCUAGUCCCGCCCGUCUCUCCCGGAUGCGCCCUCCCAUUCGUCGGAGGGGGAGGCGGGAUCCGGGAGCUACCGCCUCUGAUUGGCUGGGGCGGGAGCGCGGGAAAGCGGCGGCGGGGGCGCCUUCCCGGCGUGCACCGCGCGGGGGAACUGGGAGAGACCUGGGAGGGAACUGGAAGGUCGCCGAUGGCCGAGCCCUGCCCGGGCCCUCCCAGUGCUCCCAGUGCCCCCCAGUGCUCCCAGUUGCCCCCUCCCACUCUGGAGGGGCUCAUUCCCCCCUCCCAUUUUGUGCUGCGUCCCAGGUCCCUGGGGGUGGAGCUUGAGGCAGAAAGGGGGCGUGUCCAUGAAUUGGAGGUGGAGCUGAAAGCACUGAAGGGGCGGAGCCAGCACCUGGAGGCAGAGCUUGAGGCUGAAAGGAGGCGGAGCCAGCACCUGGAGGCAGAGCUUGAGGCUGAAAGGAGGCGGAGCCAGCAGCUGGAGGCGGAGCUUGAAACAGAAAAGGGGCGGAGCCAAUCACUGGAGGCAGAACUUAAGUCAGAAAGGGGGCGGAGCCAAGGACUGGGGGUGGAGCUCGAUGCCCUGAGGGGGCGUGGCCAGCGAUUGGAGGCAGAGCUGGAUGCAGAAAAGGGGCGGAGCCAAAUCCUGGAGACGGAGCUGGAGACCCUGAGGAGGCGGGGCCUUGGCCCAGAGGAGGUGGAGCAAAGCCCAGAGCAGGUGUUGCUGGGCCGCUGGCGCCAGAAGGUUUUCCAGCUGCUGCUGCAGGUGAGGCUGCAGCAGGGCCAGGAGCUGCAGCUGCAGGGACAGGUGCGCUCCCUGGGUGCUGCAGUGGCCGCCGGGUCCCGACAGGUGUCGCUGUUGGAGCUGCGGCUGCGCCAGGGGGAGCAGGAGAGACAGGCCCUGUCCCAGGAGCGGCUCCGGGCGGAGGCGGCCGAGGAGGAACUGGGGAAACUGGGCCAGGCCCUGAGCCGGCUGUUGGGGACACUGGGCGUGGCCCUGGCUGAUGUCACCGUGGCUGUCGGGGCCCUGGGGACCCUCAGCGAGCGCCUGGAACGGGCCCAGCACCGACUGCAGGCGCUGGUGGCCUCGGGGCAGCUCCGGUGGCAGCGGGAGCUGGAGGGGACAGCAGGGGACAGCAGCACGGUGGCCCCGGAGGUGACAUCGGAGCAGGCCACCAAAGGUGGGGAUGGAACCCGGCCAUGCCUGGGCACAGUGUCCCUGGCCCCGUUGGUGACACAUCUCCAGGCCCUUGGUGCCGCCAUCCUUGGGGACAUCGGGGACCCCGCAGUGCCAGCGCCCCCGUGGGGACACAGGUGACAUCAUCAGGGACACAGGGGACAUCAUCAGGGAGUGGUGGCACUGCGGGGAUUGAGAUGAUGUCACUUUGGUGGUGGUGGUGACAUCACUAUGGUGAUGUUGAUGAUGUCACUAUGAUGGUGAUGAUGUCAUGGCUCUGCCCCAGCCCUGGCUCAGUGUCACUUUGUCCCCUCCCAGUCCCCCAUGUCCCCAAAGCCGCUGCAACCAUCCCAGAGGGUCCCCAAAGAGUCCCUGAUGUCCCCAAGGAGGUUCUUUGGUGUCCCCAGCCCCCCCAAUGUCCUCCAGGUAUCCCCACAUGUCCCAAGAAUGUCCCCAGUUUACCCAAGGUGUCCCCAACCCCUCCCAGUGUCCCCAGGAGCCCCCAAAGUGUCCCCAAGGUGUUCCAACCCCCCCCCAAAGUGUCUCCAAAGUGCCCCAAAGGUGCCCCCAGUACCACCCACAGUGCCUGGUACAGCUGGGGACAGACAUGGGGACAAUGGGGACAUUGCUGGGGACAGCCCAGUCCCUCCCAGUCCCUCCCAGUUCGGGGUCCUGAGGAGCUGUUGGGUCCUGGCAGGGUCAAUCAAAGCCCCCACGCCCAUCCCAGAGGGGUCCCGCUGUCCCCCAAGGGGUCCCUGCUGUCCCCAAGGCCCCGCAGUCUCUCCCACCCCACACCAGUCCCAGGUUUUAUUCCCUUUUUUACGUUUUCUUGCUUUUCCUGGCCCUGUUGCCAUGGCGACCUCCUGUCUGUCUGUGUCUCUCUCUCUCUCUCUCUCUUUCUCUCUCUCCCCCCCCACCCCGCCCCUUCUGCAUCGCCAUUGGCUGCUGCGCCCCGCCCCGCGAGCGCUGAUUGGGUGAGAGCGGCAGAGGGCGGGAACAGGAAUCCAGAAGCGUCUUCACCCGUUGCCAUGGAGACCCCGUUGUCGUGUUCCCAUGGUAACAUAAGUCCCGCCCGUCUUGUCCUGCCAUUGGCUGCUGUGCUUGGGAAUGGAAGCGCUGAUUGGCUGGGUUUGAAGGGAGCGGGGCUAAAUGCGGAACUGCUUCUGAAUCAGUACAGACUCAACUGGGACCUGGGCCUGAACCAGUACAGACUGAACUGGGAACAGAGAUAAACUGGGAACUGGGCCUGAACCAGUACAGAUUGAACUGGGAACAGGGAUAAACUGGGAACUGGGCCUGAACCAGUACAGACUGAAUUGGGAACAGGGAUAAACUGGAACCUGGGCCUGAACCAGUACAGACUGAAGUGGGAACAGGGAUAAACUGGGACCUGGGCCUGAACCAGUACAGACUGAAGUGGGAACAGGGAGAAACUGGGACCUGGGCCUGAACCAGUACAGACUGAACUGGGAACAGGGAUAAACUGGGACCUGGGCCUGAACCAGUACAGACUGAACUGGGAACAGGGAUAAACUGGGAACUGGGCCCGAACCAGUACAGACUGAAUUAUGAGUGAUCCCAGACCAGGGGCUAAACUGGGAACUGGAAUGAGCUUGGACCAGUGCCUGAACUGGAACCAGAACCCCAGACUGGUCUGGGAGCCACAGUGAUCACUCACAGACCCAGCACUGGUUUGUACUGGUUCAUACUGGUCCAUCCUGGUCAAUGGCCAUACUCCAGCCCCUCUCUCUGUUUCCUGAGCUCUCUCGGUGUCUGAGCUGCAAGAAGCACUUGUGGCACUGGCUGCAGGGAAUGGCUGCAGCCUGAGGGUCAGCGGGAACGGCCAGAGGGGAAUGGGCACAGUGCCCAAGGGUCAGAGGGAAGGGCUGCAGGGGAACAGCUGCAGCCCAUGGCCAGCCAGAACGGCCGCAGGGGAACAGCGGUGGCUCGAGGCUCAGUGAAAAUGGCCACAGGGGAAUGGCUGCAGGGGAGCAGCCACAGCCUGAGGGUCAGCAGGAACGGCUGCAGCCUGAGGGUCAGCUGGAACAACCGCAGCCCAAGGAUCUGUGGGAAUGGCCACAGCCUGAGGGUCAGCCAGAACAGCUGCAGGGGAAUGGCCACAGCCUGAAGGUCAGCCAGAACAGCUGCAGGGGAAUGGCCACAGCCCGAGGGUCAGCCAGAACAGCUGCAGGGGAAUGGCCACAGCCCGAGGGUCAGCCAGAACAGUUGCAGGGGAAUGGCCACAGCCCGAGGGUCAGCCAGAACAGCUGCAGGGGAAUGGCCACAGCCCGAGGGUCAGCCAGAACAGCUGCAGGGGAAUGGCCACAGCCCGAAGGUCAGCCAGAACAGUUGCAGGGGAAUGGCCACAGCCCGAGGGUCAGCCAGAACAGCUGCAGGGGAAUGGCCGCAGCCCGAGGGUCAGCCAGAACAGCUGCAGGGGAAUGGCCGCAGCCCGAGGGUCAGCCAGAACAGCUGCAGGGGAAUGGCCACAGCCCGAGGGUCAGCCAGAACAGCUGCAGGGGAAUGGCCGCAGCCCAGGCUCAGCUGGAUGCGCCGCUCUCCCUUGGGCUGUGCCACCGAGCGCUUCCCGUGGCCCAGGUGGUGUCUGGCCUCACCAGUGCGUGGGCUGUGUGGCCACUGUGGCACAGGAGCUUGUGGCCGUGUGGGUCAUCCAGUGUUCAGCUGGGCAGCACUGGGGGUUGGUCAGCAGUGGGAUGUCCGGUGUGGUCACUGUGAUGGUGGCUAGCUCAGGUUUGAUGUAGAAGAUGGUGGGGGGGUCUGGUGGCAUGGCCAGAGGAGUGUUGGUGUCAUCUGGCACAAUCCAUGAGGGGCCUUUGUCGUUGUCAUCGCUGUCAUCAUCUUCGCUGUCAUUGUCACCAUCCUCCAUGAGGAUCUUGAGGAUCUCCUGGGAUGGCAGAGACAGGGAUGUGGUGGUGGCCACGCCGAGCUGGAGGAGCUCCUUGGUGGUGGCGUGGGUGGCCCAGGAGGAAGAGGAGAAGCAGGAGAAGAAGGAGAAAGAAGGGUCAUUGUUGCCAUGGAUUGUCACAAUGUCACCAUGGAUUGUCAUAUUGUCACCAUGGAUUGUCCUGUCCCCACCAUGGGUAGUCCUAAUGUCACCAUGGAUGGUCCUGAUGUCACCAUGGAUGAUGAUAAUGUCACCAUGCAUUGUCUCAAUGUCACCAUGGAUGGUCCUGAUGUCACCAUGGAUUGCCCCCUCACUGCUGUGAGAACCUCAUGGUGACAAUGACAAUGGUCCUUCUCCACUGCGGUUAAGCCACAGGGCCACAACAGAGGGUCCAUGAGGAAGAGGAGGAGGAGGAGGAUGAAGAUCUUUCUCCACUGUGGUUGGCACGCAAUGACCCACUGGGACCGUGGGUGGUGUGUGACAAUGACAAUGGAGACUCUUCACUACCAUGGACUGCCCUUGAUGACAAUGGAGACCCUUCAUGACCUUGGUUGGCCUUUGACAACAGUGGAGAUCCUUUAUGGCCAUGGUUGGCUCGUAAUGAUGAUGAUGAUGAUGAUGAUGAUGAUGAUGAUGAUGAUGAUAAAGGCAAAGACCCAUCAAGACAUUCACAUCAUGGACAUUCCACAAUGAUGAUGACCCUUCAGGAAGACGAGUGGUCCUUGACGAUGACGAUGAAGACCCUUCACGACCACAGAUGGUCCAUGACGAUGACAAAGGCAAAGACCCAUCAAGACCAUGGGUGGCUCUUGAAGAUCAGGGAUGGACCCAUCAUGGUCAUGGAUAACCUUUGAUGAUGACAAUGACAGUGAAGACCCAUCAAGGCCACGGAUGGACUCAUGACCAUCACAGAAGUUCCACAAUGAUGAUGACUCUUCAUGACCACAGGCAUUCUUUUACAUGGUUCCAUCAUCACCAUGAACGUUCUGUGACAGUGCUGAUGACAGUGAUGAUGACCCA
Messenger RNA from Serinus canaria (Common canary), 5140 nucleotides. Its product is annotated as coiled-coil alpha-helical rod protein 1-like. The transcript has 12 exons. The record is from RefSeq and is a predicted model, not a curated record. Bases 1 to 1356 code for a protein of 451 amino acids. NCBI's taxonomy places the organism in Eukaryota, Metazoa, Chordata, Aves, Passeriformes, Fringillidae.